UCAAGCCAAGAAGCUAGGUCGUUAGCAGUCAGUUUAACACAAUCAGAGAGGCAGACAGAAAUUCUACGAUAACAAAAGUGCCUCUUGACGUUUCGUCAGUUUGCAUGUCUGACAGUACAUCGCCAACAUGGCCGCUGCUUCGUCUGUUUGUCGGUUUCUAGUCGUUCUGACCUGAACUAGACUCAUGCUAACGUUAGCUUGUUAGCAGUCCUGCUUGUUUACUGCCACAGCUCAACAACUAUUAACUCUACGCGGAUUUCCACUGUACGUUCAGCUGGUUUAAGGAGUACCACUGGUAAACGAGUGUUUUCCUCCAAAAUGUUCCUGGUGGGGCUGACAGGAGGUAUCGCCUCAGGGAAGAGCACCGUGUCGACGAUGCUGCGAGAGCUUGGGUGCCCCAUAAUUGAUGCUGAUGUAGUAGCCAGGAAAGUUGUGGAGCCACACACUCCUGCCUAUUCCCGCAUCGUCUACCACUUCGGGCCAGAGAUCCUUCUCGAGAACGGGGAGAUCGACCGGCAGAAGCUGGGUCAGCUCAUCUUCGCCAACGAGGAGAAAAGGAAACUUCUGAACUCCAUCACCCACCCGGAGAUCCAUAAAGCAAUGCUCAAAGAGAUCCUGUUCUACUUUCUCAGGGGGUACCGCUAUGUGGUGCUGGAUGUCCCCCUUCUCUUUGAAACCAGACGUCUCACUCAGUUUCUUAACCACACUGUAGUAGUUUACUGUGACCCUGCCACUCAGCUGCAGCGCCUGAUGCAGAGGGACGGCCUGACCCAGGAGCAGGCAGAGCAGCGCGUGGCCGCACAGAUGCCGCUCAAUGAAAAGCGUGGUUUAGCCAAUCACGUUAUCGAAAACUCAGGCAACAGAGAGGACACUCAUCGGCAAGUCCUCCGGCUGCACACGAAGCUGGAGGACUCCAUGGACUUCCUCCUAGUGAGGGUCAUAGCUAUCGCAGCCACAGCUGGUCUUGGUGGGAUACUGCUCUAUGCGGCUAAGAUCCUUCUGUCCUAACGGAGAACAGCUGAAGAAGCGGUUUGGUCCAGGAUGUGGUCAGAGAUGAGGGUGGGAAUAGAAGCAGGCGAAGGCACAUCGGGGGUUCUGAUGCAAUUUACUGUGAGAUUAGUUUCACAGCACCCACCUCGACAGCUCAGGGGUGAGACGUGCUAUGUCGGCAGUUAACACGGACUUACAUUACUGACACAACAUGCACUGACAUAUGGGGUUUGGUGUGAAGGGUUUCAUGUGCAAUUCAGCUGGUUUAACUCAGAAACCUUAAAAACAUGAAGGUGAUGCAUUGGAAGCUCAGCUGCUGUACAAGCUCCUCAAUGUGCUCUGCAUUAAUCACUGCUAUGGGCCUUAAGGGCCUGUGUCCACAGCCGCUGUCUUUUGAACUGGCAGUGCUCAAUUUAAGUACAAAACCAGUUUAGUCCGGCGUUUUCAGCACUCAGAAAAACACCCACAGCGUCACUGUUUUUUUAUGUCGCCACUCUCAUGGCUGUCUCAGUUGAAAAUAGUUCAACUUCUGAGCAGCGCUGACAUCAUCAUUGUUACUUCUCCCUAAUUGACCAAUCAAAAUGAAGAAAGGGGGACUUCUGAUGUCAGCCUUGUCAACAAACUUGCGGAAGGAAUACAGCUCUGAGGCCUGAGAUAAACUUAAUGCUUCACCUUGUGUUUGCAUAUUGGUUCGGCUACAUCACAAGCAUUUUUGUAAAUAUACUUGACUGGGCACACAAGCCAUCAGGCCAUAUACAACAACCUGAUGUGUAGGAUGUAAACUACAAGCAUGGAAACACUCAAGGGUUUAACUAUGAUGUACAUUCUGAGAAUUAACUUAUUCUUUACAUCAAUGUUGAAUCAAUGACAGACUAAUGACUGGUGGUCAGAACCCACUGUCUGCACUUUGUUUCUAAAACAUUUUCCUUUGUGUACAGACGUUAGGCAUUAUUUCACCAAAAUAUCCUCAUCAGAUACAGCCCUAUGCAGAAAUGUUAGGCACGUUUGGGCAAAAAAUUGAGGUUUAACUAAGGUGUGUAAUGGCGAGUAAAGUCUUAUUUAUGCUAGACGGAUACAGACGGACCUUUCUUUUUUUAUAAUUUGCCGUUCGGAUCUCAUGUCUUCCGAGCACUUGUUCCAUAGAGGAAUGUGGUCAUUCCAGCCCAAGCACGGUCAAGUCUUUGAGCCUUCUCUGUGGCUCUUGUCUCCUCUGCUGCCUCAAGCAUGCUUUCUAAAUGAAGUGCCAUUUCCUGCACAGCUGACUUGUUUACUGUCGUACCAACAUGUCUGCCUGCUCUGGCUCCAAGCUCGAACACGGCUGGAAUUAAUAACUGGAGCCAGUAAGGAGCUAUGCAGCCUGUGGGCUGAUCUCUGAUGCCACUCCCCUCAUAAAUUAAACCAAGUGUGGCAACCUUCCAGCUUAGAGCUUGUUUAUCAUGAUCAGAUCUCUUAAUAGAGCAUAGACUGUAAUCCUGCUGUCUUGCAGGUAGUGCAACAGGUGCUCGACAACACGCAUCCAGGGUUCGACGUGUUACAGUCGCACGGAGAGUGCUAGGCAAUGGUCCAUCGGACCACCAUCGCAUGCCUGAUGAGUCUAGCAAUGGCUUCCAUCGCCUCCGCACUUAGGUGGACGUCCUGGUCAAUUGCUGCCGACGCCCCCUCUAGCAUAUGCCCCACCUGUAUGAGUGCGUUGGCGAUAGUAUCGUUCUGGCACAAAACUGUCUUCUGGGAAGUCGCGUAGGUGAAUGUGCGUAAUGUUCUGCACCGAUGCCCUGUGAGCUGAUGAUAAGCUCUGUGAAUGUCUGUCAUAAGGUCAGUGGUGGGCCACGCGAGGGGUGUCUCACACGUUCUUUAGUAAAAACAGCUUGUUUUGGAUAAAAACUGGUGCCUGUUCUGAGGGACACCACAUGGUGUCGCUUACCUUCUUUAAGAACGUGUGGUUACCCUUCAUAUGAACUGAUUGGCUCAGCUGAAGAAUUAUAAAAAGAAACAAAUGUCCUGUAUCAUCUGCUGACCCAUCUUUUGGGAUGCAAGUAAUGGCCUCAUGGUUAGAGCUUGCGCUAAAUCUGGGUUAUUUGCAUAUCCCCAGUCUACGGAGAAAAGGUUCUUCUCAUGGUAUGAGUCGUUACAUCCCCAAACGUUCUGGCCUGAAGGGCCCACUUGUUAGCUGCAGAAUAGCAAAGGAGCUUGAUGAGUGAAGUAUCUGGGUUAAAGCCAUGGUCUCUGAAGAAAGUACGGACUAACCAGUUUUAUAAAAUCUAUAUGUGCUCACAGACUGAGUUUUCUGCCUGUACUCUGCAUUCACGUUAUCCUUCUUUUGUCCAUUCUCUCUAAGCUUACGGAUAUGGACCAAACGUAGCAAUACCGCCACCAACCCUGGGGCAGCCAACAGUUCAACAUAGAGAAGCCACCCACAAAAAGAAAAAUCAUUUGUAAAAAGGUGGAACUAAAUUGAGUUUUCAGAGCAAAUAUUGCCAUAUAUUGGGCAAGUUGUCAGCUCACCUGGGCACAUAGACAACUACAAGGGCAAAUCUGGGCAGAGGAUGGACUGUUCUUUUGGCUCAGGGUACUGUCUGGGCAGGUAGUAGGGUGUCCACAAGCCCCUGGAUGAAUCGUGGACGUCCCAAGAGACGUAAAACCACCAGCAUUAUCAGAGUGUAUCAAUAGGGAUGAAAAGACCCGGGCAAAAGAAGGGCUGUCCUUGGCUAGCCCUGGGUUGUGACUCAUAGAUCCCCUGAUGAAUCCUUAGCGCCCUACAUGCCUAAAACUUCUGCACAUUACUAUUUAUUUAACGAAAUAGACAAAACUAAUACAAACAGUCAUGAAUGCACUUAGCUGAAGGUCACCAGUUUACAUGGUCACCUUUUAAACUGAAACAUUGAUCUUAUUUCCAUCAUUUUUAUAGGUUUAAACAUCAACUUCUAAAUCUAUCUGUCCCAGCUGAUUUGACAGACAUGUUUGUCUCUGUGUAGUGAAAAUAACACCUCAGACACAUGGGGAAUUGUGGACUUAGUUUAUUAGUUUGUCUAAAAACGUUCAGCUGUUGUCUCUGCUGCAGUGUACAUCACCACACCUCCAAUUGCCUCUACCAGUCAUGUGCGUGCUGCGCAACAUUCAAAAAUGCCUGCAAUCAUGAAGUGAAACAAGUAUAUCUUAAUUUGUCUUUUCAAGGGUCUAUUUUUCAGGUCUGCAGAUGCUGCAGGAUUCACAGAGAUUGUUUUUAUGUCUUCUGGGUGAAAUUUCCUUUAAUACAUGAAACUGUUAAGUGCAUGAAGCUAUUCAAAACAACCGGAUACUACCAUGAAAAGCAACAUUAAACGCUGCUGAGAAGCUCGAUAUAUGGACACAGGCCCUAAAACAGCUGAAACUUUUUAUUUUGCUGUAGCUGUCAACUUGUAACAACCAUUCAAUGGCAGAGUAAAGACUGUAUAAAGCAAAGAGAUUUUAUUUUGAUACACCUUAUUGAGCGUAGACAAGUUAGAGAUUUGGGGCAGUGGCAUAGAUUGUAAAUAAAAACAGUAGUAAGAAGAAAAAGAAAUACAGGACUGUACAUCCUGAAUGAUUUUUGAGAUCUCUGCCCUCAUUGACUCAGCACAAAUUGUCACCUUAAUUUUACAGUAAAAAGCCAUGAUUGAGUUAAAUUGAAUGGAGUGUUCCUCAUUCAUAGACAUUUAUAGAGCUAAAAUUAUAAAUAUGAUUGUAUGUGAAUGACCUGUGUAAUGAAGAUUAAUACCAGAAUGUAUUUGACAAUCCAUUUUUAAUGGGAACAGCGUGAAUUUUCAUCAAUUAACAGACUUUAUAAUUAUCACUGUAUUUUCUUACACUUGAAGCUGUCAUCUGUAAAUACUUGAUUCUGUUUGAUUUUUUUCUUUCUUGUCACACUCACUUGUAACUAAAACAGGAGAAACUGUAACAUUAGCUGCUUAGCUGAACUAUCUAAGAUCAAACACUACUGUUUUAAAGGAACAAUGGUGGAACGGUGCAAGUUUGUUUCUUUUUAUGAUGGUUUAUUAUAUGAGUUUUGGCUUUAGUUUACUCCCCAUGGAAAGUUUAUUUUACUUCCUGAUUGAUGAUCUAAUAUCUUUGGACACCAGAAGGAAGUUUUCAUGAUCAUCUGACAAAAAUGAAAAGCUCUGUGACUUUGAUAAAAAUGUAUUUGAGCUGGAUUUUAUAGUGUGGUCGGGUUAUUGGUUCUAAAAAUAUGACAUUCAAAGCUCUUGUGAGGUGUUUUUUUAAAGACUGGAAAUGAUUUUGAUGCUUUUUAUGACAAAUAGGAUGUCCCAGCUAAAAACUUGCAUAGUUGUUGAUUGGUCAGAUUUUAUGGUCAACUGAUAGUUGAAUGUCUUUUUUUGCAUUGAUUGAUUCUUAUCUUUAUGGGCAACAUAAGAGAUAAACCAUAUAGUCAAA
Messenger RNA from Cheilinus undulatus (humphead wrasse), 5397 nucleotides. RefSeq names its product dephospho-CoA kinase domain containing (gene dcakd). Bases 319 to 1008 code for a protein of 229 amino acids. The record is from RefSeq and is a predicted model, not a curated record. The transcript has 5 exons. Gene Ontology annotation, molecular function: ATP binding; dephospho-CoA kinase activity. NCBI's taxonomy places the organism in Eukaryota, Metazoa, Chordata, Actinopteri, Labriformes, Labridae. Gene Ontology annotation, biological process: coenzyme A biosynthetic process.